AUGUUCCCCUCGGUCCACCACACCCACGUAUGUGUGUUGCCCCUCGACCCUCCACGCCCACGCAUGUAUGUUGCCCCUCGACCCUCCACGCCCCCGCAUGUAUGUUGCCCCUCGACCCUCCACGCCCACGCAUGUAUGUUGCCCCUCGACCAUCCACGCCCACGCAUGUAUGUUGCCCCUCGACCAUCCACGCCCACGCAUGUAUGUUGCCCCUCGACCAUCCACGCCCACGCAUGUAUGUUGCCCCUCGACCAUCCACGCCCACGCAUGUAUGUUGCCCCUCGACCAUCCACGCCUACGCAUGUAUGUUGCCCCUCGACCCUCCACGCCCACGCAUGUAUGUUGCCCCUCGACCAUCCACGCCCACGCAUGUAUGUUGCCCCUCGACCAUCCACGCCCAGGCAUGUAUGUUGCCCCUCGACACUCCACGCCCACGCAUGUAUGUUGCCCCUCGACCCUCUACGUCCACGCAUGUAUGUUGCCCCUCGACCCUCCACGCCCACGCAUGUAUGUUGCCCCUCGACCCUCCACGCCCACGCAUGUAUGUUGCCCCUCGACCCUCCACGCUCACGCAUGUAUGUUGCCCCUCGACCCUCCACGUCCACGCAUGUAUGUUGCCCCUCGAUCAUCCACGCCCACGCAUGUGUGCUGCCCCUGGAUCCUCCACGCCCACGCAUGUGUGUUGCCCUCGAUCCUCCACGCCCACGCAUGUGUGCUGCCCCUCGAUCCUUUACGCCCACGCAUGUGUGUUGCACGCACACAAUGUGA
Molecule: messenger RNA, 768 nt
Organism: Portunus trituberculatus (swimming crab)
Lineage: Eukaryota; Metazoa; Arthropoda; Malacostraca; Decapoda; Portunidae
Product: keratin-associated protein 4-6-like
Exons: 1
Coding region: 1-768 (255 amino acids)
Source: RefSeq, a predicted model, not a curated record